This is a messenger RNA of Fusarium musae, 1293 nucleotides long. RefSeq lists its product as uncharacterized. The transcript has a single exon. The record is from RefSeq and is a predicted model, not a curated record. The coding region runs from base 1 to 1293 and encodes 430 amino acids. NCBI's taxonomy places the organism in Eukaryota, Fungi, Ascomycota, Sordariomycetes, Hypocreales, Nectriaceae.
AUGAGCUUUCAUUUAUCCACAACGUAUGAGCGGGCAUUGCUACGUCCGCUUGUCUUACCCCCCACCGACACGAAUGCCACGAACGAGCCGGCAACUCUGUCUGAGGAGUCCCAAUGGCGAGCAUCUACGCAUAUCUUUCGAGGAACAGACGAUCGCGACGAGACUGCUGCGUGGCCACCUGCCAAGUUCAACGAUGACCCGUCCAACAUUCCCAACGACGAGGCAUACAACAUCCCAUACGAUCCCGCAAGCAAGAAAGCAAGCAGCAGCGUCUUCAAGCUGUACUCCGACUCAGAGCAGAGCAAGACAUCAACCGUCCCGCCUCCUAGGCUGAUCGCCAAGCGCUACAUCCCAACAAAACAAGUCAAUAAAUCUGAGCAAGGCGUAACUCUUCUCACGCUUACGGGCAUGGGAGUUCCCAAGGAGAUGUUUGAGCCUAUGCUUGAAUCUCUACUUCCUCGACUGCGCAUGUCUGGUGUCAAGGUUGAAGAGAUCUGGGCGAUAGACAUGCCUCUAAGCGGACAGACAGCCAAGGCUAAUCCCGUGGGAUACCUAUACGCCAAUGAGAAGGACAUCGUCCGAGAUUUACUGCUCUUCCUCACAGCACAUCUUCCUGUACUACCAGGCAAGGAGCUACCGAAGUAUCUUCAACCUCGAAAACCAAUAAGCCAAGCUCAGCAACCUACACGGCAGAAUCUUCAUGUCUUUGCCCACAGCCUCGGCGCUCAAGCCGCUAUCCUAGCUUCCGUUCACGCACCAAGCAUCUUCAGCAGUCUAAUGGUCGUCGACCCAGCCAUGAUUCCCGCUGGAAAGAUCAACGACGCCAUGAAAAAGCUCCCUAAAGAAAUCUUCUGUCUCGGUCUUAAGGAAUCCUUUCGCGAUCGUAAAGCCGUCGAGAACGCACUCCGCGAGAAUAAACGCACAAGAAACUGGGACUCACGCGCCAUAGGCAUGUUCACCCAGCACGGCGUAGUCCCCAACGAAAAGGGAGGUGUCAAACUCAUCGCUCACCCUCGUUUGGAUUGGGCUUUAUGGUACGACAAGCAAACUCCUACUGAGUGUUACGAUCGGUUCAAGGAUAUAAGUGUUCCGUUGCUUGCUAUUAUGCCGAAGAGGCCUUUUGCUGUGCCAGCUAAGAUGUUCGAGGCUGAUGCUGGGAAGUUGAAGGGGAGGGUUGAUGUUAAGUGGGUUGAGGGGACGCAUCAGGUUGUUUAUGAGAGGAUGGAUGAGUGUGUUGGGUUUGUGGGGGAGUGGUUGGGGGAUAUUGCUGGUGAGAAGAGGGCUAAGCUGUAA